This is a messenger RNA of Brugia pahangi, 246 nucleotides long. NCBI's taxonomy places the organism in Eukaryota, Metazoa, Nematoda, Chromadorea, Rhabditida, Onchocercidae. The record is from the annotation of a GenBank genome assembly.
AUGCCAAGUGUUAAUGAACCAUUGGAUAAUAUUGCUGAUGCAUUAAGGCUUUCACCGCUUGCAAUAGCUAUGGCAAAUGAAUUUGCCUCUAAUAUUUCUAAAACAUUAAUGAAAAUGGCAUUUAAUCUUGUCAUAUUCGGUUACCUUAUUCCAUCAGCAGUUAUCAUUUUAGUAACUAUUAUUACAUGUUGGUAUAUUCGUGAAGAAAUUCGUAAUCUUUAUCCAAUGCUCGUACCGGUUUGUUAA